This is a messenger RNA of Pimephales promelas (fathead minnow), 2252 nucleotides long. It is a transcript of the gene gpr84, whose product is annotated as G protein-coupled receptor 84. The record is from RefSeq and is a predicted model, not a curated record. Gene Ontology annotation, biological process: neuropeptide signaling pathway. Lineage: Eukaryota; Metazoa; Chordata; Actinopteri; Cypriniformes; Leuciscidae. Gene Ontology annotation, cellular component: plasma membrane. Gene Ontology annotation, molecular function: urotensin II receptor activity.
UAUUUUAAAAGAAAACUUUUAGGGGAACAAAGUAUAGGGUUAGCUAUAAAAUCAGGAAGAGGUAAAGAGAACCAAAGAAUAGAGGAUGGACACCACAGCUGUAGCAAGGAUGUGGAACGACACAGAUUAUCUAAGAAAUGAUUCCUUUUCUUGUGCGUCACCCUCUGUAGAGGGCUACCGUUAUUUCGGCGUCCUCUUGGGAUCGGCUGUGACCAUUGUAGGAACCAUAGGGAAUAUUCUGACGGUGCUCGCCUUUGCUACUGAUGUCAACCUGAGGACACGUUUCAAUGUUCUCAUAGUGAAUCUUGCCUUCGCUGACCUCCUAUACUGCACUAUGCUCCAACCUGUCAGUGUUGACUCAUAUCUGCACCUGCAAUGGAGGGGCGGAGCCACGUGGUGCCAGAUGUUUGGAUUCUUACUGUUCCUGUCCAACAGCGUGUCCAUUAUAACAUUAUGCCUCAUCGCAAUGAGCCGUUACCUGGUUGUUGCGCAUCGCACUUCUCGCUGUGCCCGUCUGCUCCUGUCCCACCGUGGAGUGGCGGUGCUCCUCAUCUCCUCCUGGGUACUGGGUCUGGUCAGUUUCGCCCCACUUUGGCCCGUCUACGUGUUCACCCCGCAAGUGUGCACCUGCAGUUUUCACCGCACUAAGGGUCGGCCCUACACCACCGUGCUGCUUUUCAUGUACUUCUUCCUGGGCCUUGGUUGCGUGGGUCUUUUCUACUUUCUGAUCUACCGUAAGGUGAGCGUAGCCUCCAAGGCUUUCCUGAAGUACAGGCCCAGUCGCCACUCAUCAAAACGCAAGAGGGCUGAAGCAGAAGGAACAACAGAUGACAGCGGGAUCAGUGCCGGAGCCUCAACGACUCAAAGCUGUGAGAUCAGCAAUGAAGGGACAGGAGCAGAGCAGCAUAAGGACAGGGCGCAAGAAGGCCACACAACCACACAAGAGUCAAAAACCUCCAUAAGUACCAUUCAAAUUUCCCCAAAUGGGGUGGAAACAUCUUCUAAACCAGCUCCGGUAGCAGUCCAGAUCACUCCAGCUGCCAACUCAGGAGAGGACAAUGAAUUUAAACGCGUGACUCGGAUGUGUUUCACAGUCUUUUUGUGUUUUGUCGGCUGCUUUGCUCCAUUUCUGCUGCUAAAUGUUGCCGAUAAGGCCAAUCGCGCACCACAGGUCGUUCAUAUGAUUUGUGCAAACCUCACUUGGUUAAAUAGUUGCAUUAACCCUUUGCUGUAUGCAGCCAUGAACCGGCAGUUUAACCAGGCCUACAAAGACCUGCUAGGCAAAGCUUUACAUCCACUAACCUGGAUAUGGAGAACCCAUUGGUACACACUCAAAUAAGCGAUAAUGACUAUUAAUUUCAAUGUGAAUAUGACUGAAAGCUACUUCUAUUAAGUGAUCUUGCUCUAUAUAUGUUCAGUGAUUUCACGUAUUAUGCAUGAUGAAAUAUGGAAAUGCACUCAUUGCAUAUUUAUUCUGAGGAGAACAUCACAGUUCUCAUGUUUCUCUUCGUUCAGUCAGUAUAGUUCUAUUCUGUUAUUUUCAAAUCACUUUUUAUGUCGUCAGAUAGCUUGCACUUUAAAAUGUUGCUAGUAAUGGUCCGUAAGCAUUUCUUUUUUUAAGCAUUGGGAUUUUCCAGCCCUUUCAAAGAUGUCAUGUGGCUUUUCACUCCAAAAGCACAAAAUUUCUCUAUUCAUUUCCUCUUUUUUCUGAUUGCACAUAAGCAGAGUAACUAUGUGUGCCACCACCACAGGAAUGAUUUAUACUGAUAUAAGAACAUUUGUUACCUCAUGCACAUAUGAAUAUGGAAAUUUACAGCAGGGUGAUGGGGAAAACAAGAACAGACGUGCCUCACUGCUUAAUUUAUUACCUCAUAUAUGAAACCACAAGAGUUUCAUGUCCUCUUUUGCUUCCUGUGGCAUUUCUGUUUUGAUAUAUAGUGUGUAAGCUGGACCGCUAACAUAUGAAUUAAGAGGUUGAAUUUUUGAAUACAUGUUGCACAUCAUGUCAGUGUUCAAUUAAAACAAAAAAAGAUAAUUUGUGUAUUUUGAUUUUUUUGAGUGCUUCUUUUGAAAAAAAUUGAAAUGUAAAGUCAGCAAAAAUGCUUUAUACCAGAUAUAUUUUUUUAUUUUUCUUACUAGUGGGUGCAGAACACUAUAGUUCAUGUAAGUGAGGAUAGCAAAAUAAAGUAAACUGUGACAUAUUAUACCCUGGAAUUCUUCAUAUUGUGGGCUACCAGUAAAAUGUAUAAAAA